CACUUUUUUUUCCCCCUUUCUUUCUCCAAAAACAUGAUAGACACUGGUUUGCCCUGAUGUUCAUUUAUUCACUCGCAUGCCUUUUGUUAUUACUUUUAUACUCUCCCAACGAAACGACUGCGCAAACCUCGGUCACCAUUCAACUUAAAGAUGGUGAACUUCAAAAGUCAUCUGUAGCAGCCGGUGAUACACGCCAUUACUACUUUUCAUCGGUCAACGGGCAAGCCCUCUUUCCCCGCGAUAUCGACGAUGACAGUCCACUCUUACUGAAACGUGAUAUUCCCAAUAUAUUCCUUACUGUUACCACGUGCUCCCAGCCGACGGCGCCUUCCGGUCACCGCGAAGCCAUACCCUCCCUUGAUCUUUUUCUAUCCACUUCAGCCGAUGAUACCCUUCCCGGACGUGGCACCGGUAAACUGAUCGAAGGUAUUCGACCAGGUUAUACUGCAUGGACAAGUCAGUCCACCGUAAACGAUGUAUGGAUCGGCGUAUCUGCACCAUCCAUAGGGAGCGUUUGGUCCGGUAACUGGACUUUUGAGAUUGCCGUUUCUACGCAACACUGGAUGCAUCCUCUCUUUUUAAGCAAUGAUCCUGAUCAGGCGGAUGUACCAUCCAUUACAUUGGAAGACACGGAUCAAACACAUGCGCUGUUUCUUACCAAUCCCUACACAAGUCAGACUCCCAAUGUUUCUAUACUUGUGGCCUCCCACGUCCCACCCGAAUUGUCUUACUCAUUAUGUGCUGUACGGUCUUACCAGUUGCCGCAAUACAGCACCAAUAUCACCACCACUCACCGAGGUCCAUCAGGCGCUCCACGACAACAGAUCAUGGUUUCGAAUUUGACGGAAAAUGAAUCUUAUACCGCUUAUCUAUUGCACACAACGAAUCAAUUGACUGGUUUGACGCCGCCCGUCAAUGUUCAAAUGAAAUCAGAUCCCAAUUGUCGGCUGGUUUAUGACCUGGAAUUUUGCGACCAGGUGGCUUACAGUGUGCCAGUGAACCCUCAAGCGCAAAAUAUCGAUAUAUGGAAUGUCACACUGAGCUACGAUAAUCAGGCACGCGCUUUGUUCAAACCCUUUGAUACCGCUUUAUCGCAAUUCAACUGUGAUACCACUCAAUAUUCUCUGGUUCGAAACUGCACGGAUUGUUACAGAGACUACAAGCGAUGGAUUUGUUCAGUGACGAUUCCUCGAUGUACCUCUUCCAAUCCGUCGGGAUACAGUCAGAUCAACAGUGAUACAAAACCAGCUCCAGCUGUCAGACCGAUCGGAGCCAACCAGUCACGGAAUCCGUGGAUCGAUGAAGCCAUGUCCCCCGGCGCUUGGACCGAGUUGCUGCCAUGUAUUGAUCUUUGCUACUAUGUAGUGCAAAGCUGUCCGCCUUUUCUCAAGUUCUAUUGUCCGGAAGGGGAUUUGGUGGCACUUCAAUACGGCUAUUGGCAAACGGGGCUCGUUGACCAAAACGGAACCAUGACAAACUAUGGUCUGGAUCGACCUACGUGUAACCGUUUAGGUGCGAAUGCUACGCAGCUGGUGAUUAGCCAAGCGAACACCAUAGGAAAUCACAUAUCGUUCAAAGGGUUACUGACUGUAGGGACCCUUCUGUGGAUUGUUCUCGCCUAAGAGAUGACGUAUUUGGCUGGGAUUUAAUUCGGCUUGGCGAUCCGGGCGGCGUCUUAUAUUUUCUUGUCAAUUUUUCUUCACCCUGUCUUUUUCUGGCUUGUUCUUGAAUUGAUA
Messenger RNA from Radiomyces spectabilis, 1736 nucleotides. Its product is annotated as stretch-activated Ca2+-permeable channel component-domain-containing protein. The coding region runs from base 57 to 1622 and encodes 521 amino acids. Gene Ontology annotation, biological process: calcium ion import across plasma membrane. The transcript is spliced from 3 exons. Gene Ontology annotation, molecular function: protein binding; calcium channel activity. Lineage: Eukaryota; Fungi; Mucoromycota; Mucoromycetes; Mucorales; Radiomycetaceae. The record is from RefSeq and is a predicted model, not a curated record.